CGCCGGAGAGGGAGAAAGGAUGGGUGGUCAGACAGGUCUGCCAGCGACAACAAAAGCGUUCGCUCUCAAUCAAGAGGUCGAACGUUCACAUUGUCCAGGGGGGACGCUACUUCUAAGAAACAUCACAAGUCAGAUAGCGGGAGCUCCCACAAGCGUCCGAAAUCGUUUGACUUUGGGAAACCGUCGACGGCUUCCAGCUCAACUGUGUCGCUGCCCGCCACGGCGCACACGGACCCGUCCGCAGACCCUGAGGAUUUCAUCCACUACCUCCGAGAAGUGCAAAAGCCUGAAAUCGUGGAAGUUGGAAAGAUGCACAAGCUCCGUUUGUUGCUUAGAAAUGAGACGGUGAGCUGGGUCGACGCCUUCAUCUCCGAUGGCGGCAUGGACGAAGUCAUCCAGCUCUUGUACCGAAUCAUGAAGGUGGAAUGGAGAGAGGAACACGAAGACAAUCUCCUCCACGAAACUUUGCUAUGCCUCAAAGCUCUCUGUACGACAUCAUUGGCACUGAAGCGGCUGACGACGGUUGAAGAGGAACUGUUCCCGGCUUUGCUGAAGAUGCUCUUUGACGAGGAGAAGAAAGGCCCCAGCGAGUUCACUACCCGGGGGAUCAUCAUUAAUCUAUUAUUCACCCACCUUUCAACAGCAUCUCCCGACGAGAUGCCAGCUCGGGCAUCCAAGAUUCUGUCUUAUCUCCGGGAUCCCACACCAGAGAACCAGCCUCUGGAGUUUAUUGCUAACAUGUACCAGCCCCGUCCAUACCGGGUUUGGUGCAAAGAGGUCACCGGCGUUACCAAGGAGGUGUUCUGGAUUUUCCUGCAUCACUUGAACGUGAUUCCACUUGUUCGGAAAGACGAUGGGUCUUCGGAACAGCAAGAAAGUUACUUGAAGAGGCACUUCCCGGCCCCCAGGCCCCCAGUUCCCGCAGCACCCUACGUGGGAGGAGUCGAAUGGGACGCCACCAACUAUCUCGCUGCGCACCUGGAUCUGAUGAACGGACUCAUUGCCAGUCUGCCGACCUGCGAGGAGCGGAACGCUCUGCGGGAAGAAUUGCGGGCGUCGGGCUUCGAAAAGGUCAUGGGUGGCAGUCUGCGGACGUGCAAGGAGAAGUUCUACUCUGCGGUUCAUGACUGUCUGAAGACGUGGAUUUCAGCCGCAGCGGAAGAUGGCUGGCCGUACAGGUUUGUUCGGGAGGGCCCUGAACCGGGCUCACCGACCAAGUCGCCAGCCAAGAGCGCGAGUCCGAAGAAGAACCGCAUCGAGGAGCCCCCGAAGAUUUCCCUUGCCAUGGAAUUUGAGAAGGACGAGAAAGAGUCCAAGCUUGAUAACGAGCUUGGCGGAUGGCUAUGA
Molecule: messenger RNA, 1347 nt
Organism: Rasamsonia emersonii CBS 393.64
Lineage: Eukaryota; Fungi; Ascomycota; Eurotiomycetes; Eurotiales; Trichocomaceae
Exons: 2
Biological process (GO): actin cytoskeleton organization
Molecular function (GO): small GTPase binding; actin binding
Source: RefSeq, a predicted model, not a curated record